AUGGAUAGCAGGGUCCCUAGUGCAACCAGCAAUGGAAAGACAAUACCAACUUAUUCAGUUGUGGAAAAGGAGAAAGAGAAGGAAGAAGAGGAAGGCACACUAGAGCGGGAUCACUGGAACAACAAAGUGGAAUACGUGCUGUCUGUAGCUGGGGAAAUCAUUGGGCUGGGCAAUGUCUGGAGGUUCCCCUAUCUCUGCUACAAGAAUGGGGGAGGUGCCUUUUUCAUACCCUACCUCAUCUUCCUCUUCACCUGUGGCAUUCCUGUUUUCCUCCUGGAGACAGCACUGGGUCAGUAUACCAGCAGGGGGGGUGUCACAGCCUGGAGAAAGAUCUGCCCCAUCUUUGAGGGCAUUGGUUAUGCAUCCCAGGUGAUUGUCAUCCUCCUUAACUUCUACUACAUCAUUGUUCUGGCCUGGGCCUUCUUCUACCUCUUCAGCUCCUUUACCAUCGACCUUCCCUGGGGCAGCUGUGACCACGAGUGGAACACAGAGCACUGUAUGGAGUUCCAGAGGACCAAUGGCUCCUUGAAUGUGACAGCUGAGAAUGCCACCUCUCCUGUCAUUGAGUUUUGGGAGAGGCGGGUCCUGAAAAUCUCUGAAGGGAUCCAGCACCUGGGGAGCCUGCGGUGGGAGCUGGCCCUGUGCCUCCUGCUCGCCUGGAUUAUCUGCUACUUCUGCAUUUGGAAAGGAGUCAAGUCCACAGGCAAAGUAGUAUACUUCACAGCCACGUUUCCAUACCUCAUGCUGGUGGUCCUGUUAAUCCGAGGGGUGACUCUGCCCGGUGCUGCCCAGGGCAUUCAGUUCUACCUGUACCCGAAUCUCACCCGUCUAUGGGAUCCCCAGGUGUGGAUGGAUGCAGGCACCCAGAUCUUCUUCUCUUAUGCCAUCUGUCUGGGGUGUCUGACAGCCUUGGGCAGCUACAACAAAUACCACAACAAUUGCUACAGGGACUGCAUCUCACUCUGCUUCCUGAACAGUGGCACCAGCUUUGUGGCUGGUUUUGCUAUCUUCUCCAUUCUGGGCUUCAUGUCUCAGGAGCAGGGGGUGCCCAUAUCUGAGGUGGCCGAGUCAGGCCCUGGAUUGGCAUUCAUCGCAUACCCCAGGGCUGUGGUGAUGCUGCCCUUCUCUCCUCUUUGGGCAUGUUGUUUCUUCCUCAUGGUUGUGCUGCUUGGGCUGGAUAGCCAGUUUGUGUGUGUGGAGAGCCUGGUGACAGCCUUGGUGGACAUGUACCCCAACAAACUUCGAAAGAAGAACCGCCGGGAAACCCUUAUCCUGGUGAUUUCUGUCCUGUCCUACCUCAUCGGGCUGAUCAUGCUCACUGAGGGUGGAAUGUACGUGUUUCAGCUGUUUGACUACUAUGCAGCCAGCGGCAUGUGCCUCUUAUUUGUAGCCAUCUUUGAGACACUCUGUGUGGCCUGGGUAUAUGGAGCUGAGAGAUUCUAUGAUAACAUUGAAGACAUGAUUGGCUAUCGACCAUGGCCUGUUAUCAAAUAUUGCUGGAUAUUCCUCACACCAGCUGUAUGCACAGCUACCUUCCUUUUCUCCCUGGCCAAGUAUACCCCACUGACCUACAACAAAAAGUACACUUACCCAUGGUGGGGAGAUGCUCUGGGCUGGCUCCUGGCACUGUCCUCCAUGAUCUGCAUACCAGCCUGGAGUGGUUACAAACUGACAACUCUCAAAGGCUCCCUGAGGGAGAGAGUUCGUCAGCUCAUAUGUCCAGAAGAGGACCUGCCCCAGCGACUGUGUACAGCACCCCCUACUCCCUCCACUACUCGGGCAGCACUUCUUAGGCUCACAGAACUGGAGUCCCACUGCUAGAGACCAACUGAGACUGUGACCUGGAAUGCACUGCUGGUUUUUCAAAGUCCUGUGUAUUCAGCCUCCUGCCUUGUCCUAGAUAGGGCCGCAGAGGGGAGCAGGCAAAAUUGCUGUACCCUUUUUGGAGGGAGGAGCUUUCUAACCACGCCCAAUCCCACUUCACCCCAGAAUCACAGCAAAAAAUACCCUGGGGGUGUCCUGCACCAUUUUUUUCUGGACUGGACCUUCUCCCCUGUUCAUGCCUGGUGGGAGAGGAAAGAACUGAGUGCAAAUUAAGACUUCAGCUACUUAAGGGAGGAGAACCUUUUUUUGGGGGGGGGGGAGUGGGACAGAAUGGAUAGAGAGAUUUUACCAAAAAAAGGCCCCUCUCCCUUCAUUCCAUUAAAUCCACAUUCUUUGCACUGGUCUACCUACAAAAGCUCAGCCUUGUCUCUGUUUCUUCGUCCCUCCAUGCAUUUCCUUGCUUUCCUUGCUUCAUGAUGCUGUCUUUCCUCCCUCCUCCCCACCCCCCACUCCAUGAAACUUGUAGGAAUAGGGAGCAGCUAUGCAGGGUUUAUGAGGUCUAGCAGUCCCUGUGACCUUCACCACAAAACAAGAGUUGAGUGGUUCUGCUAUCUCUGCUUUAUGCAUUAACAUUGUUGUAUCUAUCCUGAAAUUUCAGAGUCCUUCCCUUUCUUUGAUUCUCCUCUUUUUGCUUAACAGCUACAAAAAUCCUGGGGACACAAAGAAUUACUAGACAAAAGAUAUGGCCUGUGUCCUUGAGGGAUUUUUAAUCUAGUUGGGGAGCAAGAGGUUAAGAGAAUCCUGUAUUCUCCAUAAUCCACACACUGAAGCAUCUGUCCUAGGACCAUUAAGAGUUGGCUGUAGGGGCACCUAGGUGGCGCAGUGCACUAAACCCCAUUUCCACCUACCAAAACCAAAUGAAACAUGUUACAUCAUAGCAAAGCUUAGGAUAUUUAAUUCAAACAGAAUCCGAAGUAAAUAACAAGAAAUUAAAUCAUAUCCCAUAUAUCCCAGCAGCGUGAAAUCAACGUGGCAGAGGGGAGAAAGCUCUGGAGACCUGGGUUCCUGACUCAGCCACUACUGCCUUCCUUCUCUAGCUCCUCUCAUCCCCAUCUCCCUACCUCAGUUCUCCUUCAUAGAGUCUUUAAGAGAGAGAUAUAUAGAGUUUAUGAGGUUUUACAGUCCCCAUGAUUAGAUUAGGUGGAUGGAUGGAUGGAUGGAUGGAAGGACACAAGUUGGAAUGUUUCAUCACCAAAUAAAUUCU
Vombatus ursinus (common wombat) is the source of this 3088-nucleotide messenger RNA. It is a transcript of the gene SLC6A13, whose product is annotated as solute carrier family 6 member 13. The record is from RefSeq and is a predicted model, not a curated record. NCBI's taxonomy places the organism in Eukaryota, Metazoa, Chordata, Mammalia, Diprotodontia, Vombatidae. Gene Ontology annotation, molecular function: gamma-aminobutyric acid:sodium:chloride symporter activity. Gene Ontology annotation, cellular component: plasma membrane. Gene Ontology annotation, biological process: sodium ion transmembrane transport; neurotransmitter transport.